This is a messenger RNA of Gossypium arboreum, 996 nucleotides long. RefSeq lists its product as uncharacterized. The record is from RefSeq and is a predicted model, not a curated record. Bases 1 to 996 code for a protein of 331 amino acids. Lineage: Eukaryota; Viridiplantae; Streptophyta; Magnoliopsida; Malvales; Malvaceae. The transcript is spliced from 3 exons.
AUGACGGACCUUAGGUCCGACCUUUGUUGCUUUACAUUUGGGGAUGUUGAUCUUGUACCUACUUUGGAAGAGUAUACGACUUUAUUGCAUUGCUCGAAGAUUCAGGGUCACAAGGCUUAUGUCAGGCCUGCUAGCAUUCCAACUUUUACGAAGAAGUUGGUAAUGAUUACUGGGAUGAGUGAGCAGUGGGCUGUAGCUCGUGUGCAGCAAAAGGGUGAUAGUAAAUGCAUUCCAUGGGCCAUUUUAAGGGAUUUGAUAUCGACACAUCCAGACGUGAAGAAAAAGGUCGACGUCCUAGCUUUGAGUAUUUACGGCAUGGUGAUUUUUCCAAAGGCGUUGGGGUAUAUAGAUGAGGCGGUUGCGAAUUUAUUCGAUCGACUUGGUAAACAGAACACACCUGUGUCCGCGAUCCUAGCUGAGACGAUAAGAUCCUUGAAUGCAUGUCAAAGAACCGGUGAAGGAAGGUUCAUUGGAUGUGCACAGUUACUGUUGGUCUGGUUUCAUAGCCACUUCUGGAAGCUUGAUAAGGAUCCUUGUCGAGUAUUCUUUGAGGGUUAUUCUCCCUUAAAGGAAUUUGUAGACAUGCCUAGAAGAGAUGACAUUUCAGAGGAGAGUUUCGAUUGGGUCCCUUUGCAAGGAAUUUGGGGAGUUGUUGGAUAUACACCAUUGCUUGUUCUAAGGCAGUAUCAAGCAAGGCAGUUUAUACCGGCUACACAGGGUUUAGCUCAGAGCGAUUUCUCUUAUAAAGGUGAUCACUAUAAGAAGAAGAUGCGGGAGAUUUCUGAGGCUUGGAAGAAGUCUUUCUGUAUAAAGAUCUUGACUGAAGGCUCGACGUCAACUCCUGAGUAUAAAGGGUGGUUUAGUAAGAGAUUCAACGAUAAUAUCCCUAUUCCGAUUUUGGGAGAGGCUCUAUCAUUAGAGGAGAACUUGCGAGUGAUCCCGUCGGAGUUGGAGGUUAUGAAGCAAGAGUUUGAAAGGAAGAAUUCAGAGAGCUAG